AGAGAGAGAGAGAGAGAGAGAGAGAGAGAGAGACAUAUAAGAAAAAAAGUCAGAAAGAGAGAGAGAGAGAGAGCCACAAAAGAAAAAAAAGACAGAGAGAAUCACUUGACAACGACCAGCGACUGGCUACUAUACCUCCACCGUCAUCAUCAUCUGUCUUGCUGUGUAACGACGGCGACUGGUAGCCCGCCGCGACUUCUGGUGGAUCCGGUCUCUUGCUGAUGCUGCAGUGACGUACAAAUCAUAAUAGCCGCCCAGUAUCCCAACCGCGACCGACGAGUCGAGACUCGGCGACUCGAGCGCUAACAAUAAAAGUCGACCGGACCGCCGCGCCGCUACGCAGUGAACGACCGGCGUCGGUGAGUCGCGCUGUUGGUGGGUGGGUGUCCUGUGUGGUUGGUGGGGGUGACGCAGUCUCAGCACAGCUAGAGGAUGGCGAAGGAGUUCUCGUUGGACGAGGACAGGCUGCUGAUCCAGAAUGUGGAGCAGUACCAGGCCAUCUACAACACGCUGUCGCCUGACUACCGCGAGCAGAGCGCCAAGGACGACGCCUGGAAGCAGGUCAGCGGUCGCGUCGGUCGAUCAGUUGAAGACUGUAAGUGGCGAUGGAAGAACAUCAGAGAUACGUACGGCAAACGGAAGAAGAUGAGCAAAACGGACAGAAGAGCAAAGAAAAAAUGGCACUUGGAAACGAUGAUGAGAUUUCUUGACAGUGUCCAGUAUGGAAGGAAAUCAAAAAAUCACUCGUCUAGUGGUAUGAGCGAGGGCAUUAUAGACAUCAUUGACACAGCCAUUAGCUCUGCAUAUGAAGCAAAACCUAACGCUGCCUGCCCAGGCAACAAAGAUAGUCCCAAAAAUGUACAGAGAGCCACCAUACCUCCAACUUCCCCCAUGGACACAACUCCACCUCUGGAAGACGCCAAAAGGACGAGGACCUUGAAGAAAAAUGCUGUUAAGGACACCGAAAUGGAGGACCUUGCAGAGACACCAAAAGAGCAGAGUCGGCAGUCUCAGACGACUGAACAAACUGCUACUCUAACAAGCAACGUUGCAGGAACACACGACGACCACGUUGACCUUUUUUUCAAGAGUGUAGCAAUGUCAGUGAAGGUCCUUCCCAGACACCUGAUCGGCCAAGCUAAAUUGAGAACCAUACAGAUGCUAAUUGAACUGGAGACUGAAUCUUCUACAGUCAGUCAUGUCUCUAACAAAUAGGAGUGGUACGUCUCGAACAAUAUCCGGAGGUCUGUGUAAGGAAUCAUAAUCAUUCUAGUUUCAGUACAUUUGAGUACAAGGUGGACUUUGAUUUUCUUGGAAUUAGUCAACUUUCUCAAGCCAUACAUGAGAUAUGUGUACCAAUAACAUGGUAAUGUUUCCUCUGUGCCCAGAACAAAGUAUUGCAAUAAACAUACAACGUAC
Messenger RNA from Macrobrachium nipponense, 1419 nucleotides. RefSeq lists its product as uncharacterized. The transcript is spliced from 3 exons. Bases 433 to 1215 code for a protein of 260 amino acids. Lineage: Eukaryota; Metazoa; Arthropoda; Malacostraca; Decapoda; Palaemonidae. The record is from RefSeq and is a predicted model, not a curated record.